AUGUCGAUCCUCAUACUUACUCGUCAAGCUUGCUUUUCCAUACCGGAAUAUACCCUGAAGUUCUCUUCUUCUGCGGUUGCGGACACGGCUGCGUUCAAGUUGCUUGAGCUGCCACCCGACCAGAGAAAGCUGGUCGAGUCGAAUCCCGAUGAAUCGUCGAACUGGUCAAUCAAGGGAAACCCUGACGAAGAUGCUGUGCUCUGCACCGCAGACAAGACGUACACCAUUCGCUCGAUAGCUCUCUCAAAUUCCGACAUUAUGGCAACAGCAGGGGACAGGGAAGACACCUCUACCGACGAGGCUUCUUAUUCUACCUCUGUAGAGGUGCGAGAUCAACUAAACGAAAUCCUUGAGCUGGUGCCGUCGGUCCCGAGGCUUCACAAGCUGGACGUUCUGUUACGAGGGAAAGGGUACGACGAAGGGCAGGAGGGGGAUGAUGAUAUGUAUAUGGACGAAUCUGAGAAGUUCACGUAUGAAGAGGCAAUGGCGACGCUACAAGCGAGCGACAUAGAGCUAGACCAGGGCCUCAAGAAGAGACGUGUUCUCAUUCUCAACGACGUCUGUAAACAGGUGAUGGCCUGGUUCGGUGACAUGAUCGACGGCGAGUGGUGCAUGGACAAAACUGCCGUUGUGCGAGAGAUCGGUCUCGGCUUGCUGAGGCCUUACAGGGAAGAGUCAGUACCAAUCGACGACUUCCUCACAAAAUGGCGUAAAAGCGUUGGCGACACCUUCGAGUCUGAGAUGUCCGUCGACCUCCUCUCCGGCAAAUACCUCACACAAACAGACGUACUCAAAGAGCCGCCUAUCGUGGUCCUCACAUACUUCCCGUCCUUCCAACUCCCCAUCGACCCCGCGGCGCGCUUCACGGACCUCUUCCUCACACGGCCGCGCUGGAAGGCUGACGAGAUCUCCCCGUUCCUCGCGGACAUCGUUGUGGACGCUAAGGAGCGGGACAAGUUCCUGCUGAAGUAUGCGCGGGCGAUCACGGAUGCGGAGGGGAUAUGGUACACUGCACGGGCUAAGUACAACGGGUAA
Fomitopsis serialis is the source of this 1035-nucleotide messenger RNA. RefSeq names its product sister chromatid cohesion protein Dcc1. Gene Ontology annotation, cellular component: chromatin; Ctf18 RFC-like complex; chromosome, centromeric region. Gene Ontology annotation, biological process: mitotic sister chromatid cohesion; maintenance of mitotic sister chromatid cohesion. The record is from RefSeq and is a predicted model, not a curated record. The transcript is spliced from 7 exons. NCBI's taxonomy places the organism in Eukaryota, Fungi, Basidiomycota, Agaricomycetes, Polyporales, Fomitopsidaceae. The coding region runs from base 1 to 1035 and encodes 344 amino acids.